AGUCACCAGGAUGGAUCUGCUCACGUUUGAGAAGGAGAACCAGCAUCGCAUUCAGGCCGUGGAGAAUUCCUUCGGCACUGCAGGGCGACCUUUGUCCAAACCGGGCCGGUUUCUGAUGGGAGAGGGCCGGCUGAUGAAGCAGGGUCGCAGGAAACCACAGCCUAAAGACUUCUACCUGUUCAAUGACUUGUUGGUUUACGGCAGCAUCAUACUGAACGGACGAUGGCACAAAAAUCAGAAGAUCAUUCCUUUAGAGGACAUCCAGCUGGAGGACAUGGAGGACGGUGUGACGAUGACUAACCAAUGGCUGCUCCGCACACCUUCCAAGUCCUUCUUUGUCUCCGCCUCCUCUUUCAAGGAGAAGCAGGCGUGGAUGAAUCACAUCGAGGAGUGUCGUUUAAACCUCCUGCGGGAAAACAGACGCCAGCCCGGUUCGGUCUUCGCCAGCUCCUGGAUCCCCGACCAGGCCACCUACAGGUGCAUGCGCUGCUUGGGCGGUUUCACCGGCACCAAACGUCGACAUCACUGCAGAAGCUGUGGCUUUGUGGUUUGCAACACCUGCUCCAAACAACGCGCCGUCAUAAGUCACAUCCAUCCCACCAAGAAGCUGAGGGUGUGUCGCCUCUGCUACACAAACAACGAGAAAGAGGAGAGCGGCGUUCCCCGGCCGAGAGGAAACAGCAUCUGUCAGAAGAGUUCAGAGGAGGACAGUGACAACGACGAGGAGGGAGUGAAGGGCGAGCAGAGCUUCACUCAGAGCAACUGGCUGGACUCCCGGUUAGGAACCUGGGGACGGAUGAGCAGCUGCGAUUUCCCCACAUCCUGAUGAACCGUUAACCACAUAAAGACACAAUGACUUUUAUUCUAUGUAAACAAGUAACGGCCCUUUGAACAGAUUCAGAUGCCUGACAGCCGUACCCGUUUGAGAGAAGAAGCAUACAGUGUUACUUUACAUCCAUGUCAUCAAGAUGAAAGUUUAUUUAGUUGGGCCUCCAGAGAGAGAACUACUGGAUCCAGAGUCUCUUUAAUGAGGAGCAACUCCUCACUGGCAGGUCUUAUAUGCACUAUCAAAGCCCUGCAGAUGAUCUGAAACGCAGCAGCACGACUCGUCUUCAGCCUCCUCAAAAGAGCACAUCCCUUUGCACCUUUAAGAAAAAGCUAAAGACCCAGCUCCGAGCAAUUACAACCUUAAUGAUGAUGAUGAUGAUGAUGAUGAUAUUUAUGUUUUGAUGCU
Labrus bergylta (ballan wrasse) is the source of this 1234-nucleotide messenger RNA. RefSeq names its product pleckstrin homology domain-containing family F member 1. Lineage: Eukaryota; Metazoa; Chordata; Actinopteri; Labriformes; Labridae. Gene Ontology annotation, molecular function: metal ion binding; phosphatidylinositol binding. The record is from RefSeq and is a predicted model, not a curated record. Gene Ontology annotation, biological process: endosome organization; endosome to lysosome transport. Gene Ontology annotation, cellular component: early endosome.